This is a messenger RNA of Oryza sativa Japonica Group (Japanese rice), 893 nucleotides long. RefSeq names its product heavy metal-associated isoprenylated plant protein 2. Gene Ontology annotation, molecular function: metal ion binding. NCBI's taxonomy places the organism in Eukaryota, Viridiplantae, Streptophyta, Magnoliopsida, Poales, Poaceae. The record is from RefSeq and is a predicted model, not a curated record.
UAAAAUUCCAGUAGCAAGUGACACAAGAACAAACGUCCCUUUCUCUCCGGUUAGCUACACAGAAUUUCUGUCCACCUGUCGACAUCUCUCAAAAAUCCCAAGGGUGGUGACAUAGCUCAGAUCAAGACAAUGUCCAAGAAGACGGUGAUCAGAGCCGAUCUCAUCGGCAGAAGCUGCAAGAAAGACAUCUUGCAUGCUGUCUCCACGCUACAAGGGAUCAAGUCGAUGGACAUCGACGAGGAGAAGUGCACGCUGACGGUGCUGGGCCCCGUGGACCCGGUGAAGAUCGUGCACCGGCUGAAGAAGAAGUGCUUCGCGGCGGCGGUCGUCAGCGUCGAGGACGACAAGCCCAAGGAGCCGGAUCCGCCGGCGCCGGAGAAGAAGAAGGAGGACGACGAUGAUCCGUGCCAGUGCCAGUGCAAGGAGGCGGAGUGCGCCUGCGUGAAGGUGUGCGCGGCGAGCUGCCACCACAGCCCGUGCUCCCUGCCGGACUGCUACUUCUACAAAUCCUACAGUUACAGUUACAAGCCGUCGCCUUCCUUUGGCUUUGGCUAUCACCUAGAAUCCGGAGGACACUGCAUCAUUCAGUAGCCAAGGGUCUCUUUGGUACAGCUUCAACUUGAGCUCCAGCUCCACCUCUUCUAAAGCUAAAGGCUAGAGCCCAGUCGAACAGUUUCAGAUCCACCUAAAAUAGAAGUAGAGCUGGGUGAAGCGUUCUCACAAAAUGAACUAGAGAUGCGGAAUUGGAUUUAGGUUGUUCCUUCAAACCUAACUCCUGGAGCUAAAUUUAAGAGUUGGAGCUCUACCAAACAUACCCUAACAUAUCUAUACUGUUCACGCAUGUACUAAUUUUUCAUUAUCUCGGUCUAUUAUGGUGAAAAUAAGUUUCAACC